UAGUCCAAGUGAGCUCUCAGCUGCUCUAUAUCCUUGAGCAUAGCUGUGGUUAUGUUAUAGCACAAUCUCAGAGGUUCAAGAAAGCAAGGCCAGCGGAGGCAUGGAGAGCAUUAUCGACCGUAGAAUCACGGAUUCGAUGCACUCCCUAGACUCGCUGACAACAGUCCUUGAGCUCGCUGUCUGGUGCACGGAGGUAAACCCAAGCUCGCGGCCCAGCAUCAAGCAAGUUAAGCAAAGACUGGAGGCCGCACUGAGAUCGGAGAACAUUUCGUCAAAGAGCAAAGCAAGCAUGGAACUGCAAAAGAGCAUGGAACUGCAAAAGAGCAUGGAAAUGCAGGUUCCACCUGACAGUGAGGUAUGAAUAAAGUCAAAGGUCUGCUGCUUCUUCGUAAUCACCCAACCAAUGAGGGGGGUAGCAGUUUUCUUUCUUGUUUUCUAAGUUUUUUUUCUAUCCAUUUUCGCGGGUUUGUGCAUUGGUUUACUACCGUUACGGACUCUGUUCAAGGGCUUGGGUGAAAAGGAAGUCCAAAGCAGCCAGCGCGAGUCGAUUAGCUGUAGGGCUUGGGUGAAAAGGAAGUCCAAAGCAGCCAGCGCGAGUCGAUUAGCUGUAAGGAAGACCAAUCAUUGGAGCUACAGAAGUGCCCGUACGGCCACAGUUUUGCAAGUUCAAGUGUGGCAGAAUGUUGCAGUCGCUUCGCCAAUCACCAAGUUGUGACAACGAGGCGAUGAAAAUAUUUGGUAUUUGUACUAUUUGUAGUAUUUGACUGUUUCGGUACCCCCCAAAAAAAAAAGUUAAAAAAUCAGGUAUUCAGGUAAUCUGGUACCCCAGCCGUUCAUAGUUAUUUUUGGAUCAUCUCAUGCCGAUCUCAGACUGCGAGGUGGUCAUGGAUUUCCAACAGCAGCGGCAGCAGCAGCAGCAAACAAACAAACAGCUUCUCACUGCUGGCCACACACUGACAUACUUGUACAUCUGGACCUGGGGUCGUUUGACGUCUUAAAGUUUUAUAGUUUUAAACUUUUAAUUUUUAAACUGAUUCUAUAAAUGCUACCUGACGUCAUAGCAAGGUGUCGCUAGCUAUACUUCUGUUGAGAUAGAGAUUUUGCAGAUUUGCCCCCGUGGACUGAAGGGCGGUUUUGACUCUUUUCAAGUCUUUUGUCGUGUCAAGUUGUCAGCUGACUAUAAAAUUAUAAAUAGUACGUUGGCCUGUUUGUCGAUGGCGCACAGAAGUGUUGGGAAAUGCCUUGCCAUCAAAUAAUGGUAAAAAAGGCAUCUAGAGGGGUUGUGGCAGGGUGGGGCGGGACCAUUAGAGUGCAGAGGGUGGGAUGAAGAGAUUGAUUGCCAGACACAGUGGUUGGUGUUUUAAUGAUAGCACGCAACGCACAGAUGUAUAGAGAAGAAGCCGGUUUGUUGUGCGUAAGUUUGUGAUUGAAAACGGAUGGUGUGGUGCGAGUUGCGAUAAGGAAAUUGUGAAGCGUAAAAGAAACCAGCAAAGGUGCAGUCUUGCGGUGUGUUCCAGCCAUUGAAGAGCAAGUCGAGAAAGUCAAGCCUUUCUCAAUCACAGACAAAAUAUGGACAGGAAAAAUGAGUGUCGAGUCCUGACGACUCCGUUCAGCAAGUUCUUUUCUCUUUUUUAAGUAAAAAAAAAUAAAAAUG
Messenger RNA from Chara braunii, 1654 nucleotides. The record is from the annotation of a GenBank genome assembly. NCBI's taxonomy places the organism in Eukaryota, Viridiplantae, Streptophyta, Charophyceae, Charales, Characeae.